AUGUCUUUCAUUUCUUCCGCCUCAAGCUCCUCUUCUGAUGAUUUCUCCAAAAAUCAUGAAUUUGAUUGCUUAGUUGAUGAGUAUGUAGCAAAUCACCUACCUCAUAGAUUACUUCCUCCAGACCAACCAAAAGAACCUCCACUAAAUAAUGAAACUGAACUAUCAACGGAGCCCAAAAGGGAUAGGGAAAGAGAAAAAGGGCAUGUGCAACUAUACAACGAUUAUUUCGCGAAUAAUCCAAUGUAUAACGACAACCAAUUCCGACGUAGAUUCCGUAUGCAACGGUCAUUGUUCUGCCGCAUUAUGAGCAAAGUGGUUGAGGGGGAUCAAUUCUUCCAGCAACGUCGAAAUGCAGCUGGGAAGCUUGGUUUAUCACCAUUGCAGAAAUGCACCGUUGCAAUAAGAAUGUUAGCGUAUGGCGUAGCCGCAGACGCUGUGGAUGAAUAUUUACGUCUCGGCCAAACAACCUCUAGGCAGGCAUUGCAACAUUUCUGUCAAGGGGUUAUUUCACAAUUUGAAAGUGAAUAUCUACGAAAACCUACAGAUGAAGAUUUAAGGAGAAUCCUUCAUCAAAAUGAUCUGCGUGGUUUUCCAGGGAUGAUUGGUAGUAUAGACUGCAUGCAUUGGGAGUGGAAGAAUUGUCCUACUGCUUGGAAGGCACAAUAUGCUGGUCGUAGCAAGAGUGCAACUCUCAUUCUUGAAGUUGUUGCUUAUCAGGAUCUAUGGAUUUGGCAUGCGUUCUUUGGAAUGCCCGGGUCAUGUAACGAUUUGAAUGUCCUUUAUCGUUCACCGGUAUUUGAUGAUGUUUUACAAGGUCAUGCACCACCCAUAAAUUUUACGGUUAAUGGACAUCAAUAUGAGUUGGGCUACUACUUGGCCGAUGGGAUUUACCCGAGAUGGCCAACUUUUAUACAGGGUAUAACACAUCCUCAUGUUAGAAAAGACAAGUUGUUUUCUGAUCAACAAGCAGCAGUUCGGAAAGACGUCGAACGGGCUUUCGGAGUUUUACAAGCUAGGUUCGCUAUACUACGACAACCAUCACUUGCAUUCGACGAAGAUAUUCUCUGUGAUAUUAUGAAAGCCUGUAUAAUAAUGCACAACAUGAUCGUCGAGGAUGAACGACACAACUACGCACGUGCAGAUGUUUUGAGACGAUACUACGAAGAAGAUCGACCACAACGUACGGUGAGGCGGGCAGGCCCGAGCACAAGUGCCACGGUGAAUAACAACGAGCCAUUUGAAUUCAACGUCGGGCGACCACCCAACAUUGAUUUCAACACGUAUUUGGAGAGAAGGAUUUCCCUUCGUGAUAGAGAAAUUCAUUCAUCUCUGAAACAAGAUUUAGUGGAGCACAUAUGGCAGAACUUUCGUCAUAAUGCGGUUGAAUAA
Chenopodium quinoa (quinoa) is the source of this 1389-nucleotide messenger RNA. RefSeq lists its product as uncharacterized. NCBI's taxonomy places the organism in Eukaryota, Viridiplantae, Streptophyta, Magnoliopsida, Caryophyllales, Amaranthaceae. Bases 1 to 1389 code for a protein of 462 amino acids. The record is from RefSeq and is a predicted model, not a curated record. The transcript has a single exon.